ACUUUUUCGACUUGAAUUAAUGGGGAAUAUACAUACAGUGGGGCCCAGUGAAGCCCUUGUUAUUUCCGGUGGAUGCUGUGGAGCUGCGAAAGUGCGUACAAUAAUUGGUGGGUGGGGUUGGGCUUGGUGGCUUGUCACUGAGGUUCAAAAAAUUUCUCUAGGAGUUAUGACUCUAAAUCCAGUCUGCGAGAACGUGGAAACAUCAGAAGGUGUUCCUUUAACUGUGACAGGCGUGGCACAAGUCAAGGUGAUGCGGGAUGACAAACUGCUUGAGGCAGCGUGUCAACAAUUUUUAGGGAAAAAACAACGAGAUAUUCAAAACACUAUACUUCAAACGAUGGAAGGACAUUUAAGAGCUAUACUUGGCACUUUGACAGUGGAAGCCAUCUAUCGUGAUCGCGAUCAGUUUGCUGCUCUUGUUCGAGAGGUGGCAGCACCAGAUGUAGGACGAAUGGGAAUUGAGAUAUUAAGUUUUACCAUAAAAGAUGUUUAUGAUCGUGUGGAAUACUUAAAUUCUCUGGGACGUGCACAAACAGCGAACGUCAAAAGAGAUGCUGACAUCGGAGUUGCUGAAGCAGAACGUGAUGCUGGAAUCAAGGAAGCAGAAUGUGAUCGUUGUCGUUUGGACGUUCGUUAUUCAGCCGAUACGCAUAUUGCUAAUUCAAGUCGUGAAUUUCAAUUGAGGAAGGCUAGUUUUGAUCAAGAGGUUAAUACAGCUCGUGCAGAAUCUGAAUUGGCCUAUAAAUUACAGGCUGCUAAAGAGAGACAAAAAAUUCGAAAAGAAGAAGUGAACAUUAAUAUUGUUGAACGUCGUAAACAAAUUGAAAUAGAAGAAAAAGGCAUAUUAUGUACUGAAAAGAAUAUGGAUGCUACUGUACGACGUCCAGCUGAAGCAGAAGCUUAUAGACUACAACAAAUAGCUGAGGGUUAUAGAUCACAAAAAAUUCUUUUAGCUCAAGCUGAGGCCGAUGGUAUUCGUCUUAAAGGUAUUGCUAAAGCUGAAGCUAUGGAAGCUGUUGGACGGGCAGAAGCUGAGAGAAUGCGUUUGAGGGCUGAAGCUUAUAGUAAAUACGGUGAUGCUGCUAUUCUAAAUCUCAUAUUGGAUACAUUACCGCAAAUAGCUGCUGAAGUUGCUGCUCCACUGAGCAAAACUAAAGAAAUUGUUAUUAUGAAUGGUUCUAAUGGCGAACCGGCUACUUUACAAAGUCUCACUAAUCUGGGCAAAGAUUUUACUACAUUAGUUGGGACUGUUCCACAUGCUAUUCGAGCUCUAACAAAUGUUGAUCUUAGUCAGACUAUUUCCAAGAUUCCAGGAGCUAAAGUUGUCCCACCGCAAGGGAUAUGACAUUGUGUAAAAUAUACGAAUCAAGCAUCGAAUAUACUUAUGUUUUUGAAAUCAUUUUCAUUUUCAUAAAAAUGACCUAUCCUAGUAUGUUCUCUUUUAAAUACAGUGCACCUCCCAACAGACUUUUUUCCUGCGAACUGUUAUAUGUGAUAUACAAGAUAAAUUAACUUUACUGCUUUUCGUUCGAUUUCGGCAUUUCUACUUUCUUUUCCAACACUGAUUUAAUGUCUCUUUCCAUAAUUUAUCAGUAACCUUGUCUAUAAUAGUUCCUUUGAUAAAACGAUUCUGUUUCGCUUUAAUUUCAAUUAGUGUUGUACAUUUAACAAUUUUCUAAUGGUAAUUCGUACUUAUUCUGCAUAGAGAAGUUGCGUAUUUGUAAAACUGAUUUUUUAAUUGUGUUUCUAUAUUGAUAAUUUUGGUCUAGAAAACCACCAUUGUUUCAUUCUGUUCUUUUUGUUCUUCCUACUUUGUGAAUUUGGCUUGAAACCAUUUAAAUUUUGCGGUCUACACUUUUUUUU
This is a messenger RNA of Schistosoma haematobium, 1863 nucleotides long. RefSeq names its product Flotillin-2 (gene FLOT2). Lineage: Eukaryota; Metazoa; Platyhelminthes; Trematoda; Strigeidida; Schistosomatidae. The record is from RefSeq and is a predicted model, not a curated record. Gene Ontology annotation, biological process: protein localization to plasma membrane; regulation of myoblast differentiation. The transcript is spliced from 9 exons. Gene Ontology annotation, cellular component: plasma membrane. The coding region runs from base 167 to 1345 and encodes 392 amino acids.